AUGCCGAAGGCCCUAAGCGCAGCGAACAACAUAGCACACCCAUACCGCAUCCUCUACAAAGUCACGGCCGCUUCUAUUGAUUUCGCGGCCCGGAAGCAACUCAUCGAAAUCAACGAGGAGCGAGCUACGAAAACAGAACGGCGCGGUUUUCCGCUACCGAAGUUAAGGUGGCGGAACUUCCUUGACCGACAGCAAGUGCGGAGCAAAGUCAUCAACGACAAACUUCAGGAGGCAUGCACGCGGUACUGGCAGAAUUACCUCGACGAUCGCGAAGACCGAAGGAAGAAUCAGACCGACCCAAACUUUCGCAUCGCCAACCACCGUCCUCUUUCCCUCUCGGAAAAAUGGGGCCCAGCCAGCUUGAAAUACUAUGCCGAGCUCACGCGUGCUGAGAGCACCAUCCUGUUCCACUGUAGAACCGGUGUCGUGGGACUCAAGUCUUACCUUUUCUCCAUCAAGGUUCGCGACAUCGUCGACGACCUCUGCCCGUGCAAGCAGGGCAAGCACACCGUUGAGCAUGUCUUCAUCCACUGUCCUGCUUUGUUAGCUGAGCGGACACGGCUCUAUCUGCAAGUCGAUCACCAUAAUUUGAAGAAGUUGCUCACGUGUGAUUCCAAGGCCGCUGCCGCGUGGGCCAUCCGCUACCUAUCCAUUGAACAAUUUGGCUGGACUGGGAGGCAAACACCCGACAAGAUCUUCCAAAACAGAGAUGGAGCGUGA
Colletotrichum fioriniae is the source of this 720-nucleotide messenger RNA. RefSeq lists its product as uncharacterized. The record is from RefSeq and is a predicted model, not a curated record. NCBI's taxonomy places the organism in Eukaryota, Fungi, Ascomycota, Sordariomycetes, Glomerellales, Glomerellaceae.